CCAUGAAGAAAUCUUCCAGUCAACCAGCAUAGAGAAAUCUAAUUAGGUAUUCCAUCUUUUCCCCAGUCGAUACACCUCAAAAAUAUUUAUUGCUUUAUAUAACUGUUGGUUUUUAUCGUUAUUGCUAGUUUGAGGCUAUAUUUAUAAUUAUAAUAUUGAGCUAGUAGUGAGGGAGUUUAUUUUUUAAAGUUUCAUUAAUGGCAGCAUUUUAGAAUUUUUCUAUAAUGGCGAUACUGAUUAAUUUUCACGAUUCACCGCAAGAGGGAGCUGCAGUAUUGUCAAUGUCAAAUUGUUGCGAGACGAGAUGUCGAAUGAAUUGUUCGUGUUCAUCACAAAGAUAAUUCUUACUUGUGGCUUAUUCUGAUUUAUGAAAAUGGCGGAGUUGGAUCAAAUCAAUGACAAAUUCAGUGUGAAAAAUCUCUUAUUUUACCGGGCUAUACCCAAUUAUGAAAUACCAAUACCAAUUGAUGGGCAUAAAGUAUAUUCGUGUACAGAUUGCUGCGACAGAUUUGUACUGGAGUCAAGCUAUCAACGCCACAUUAAUCGAAAAUCACUUAAGAUUACUUACAUGUGCAGACACUGUAACAAUACAAAGAUUUUUCUGAACCGAUGCAACUUACUCUCCCAUAUAAGGUCGCACGCUUUUAAGACUGCUACUAUAAAUGUAAGUGAUUUGAAGGUAGAACCACUUCCAAUGAGUUACUUGACUUCAAUUAUCAGUAGUAGUAAUACCUCAAACCAGGCGACUAUCUUAUCAAAUCCACUAAAAGAGAAGUCGGCGAAGUGGGUAUGUUUUGAUUGCAAAUCAGAAUACUUAAGUUCAGGGCCUAUAUUCAAAGAACGUGCCAAACAUUACAUGAGACUAAGUAACGAAGUCUUUACUUGCCCAGUAUGCUUGUUUGCUAUGCCUAACGAAUGUGGACUCAAAGCUCAUCUUCGACUUCAUACAAACUCCCCUCCAUUCUACUGUCCCGAGUGUGGCCAACAUCUUUCAACAAAAACCAUUACUUAUCCAUAUACACAUCACUGUGAAGGUUUCAAGAUGAUGCGGGCUACAACUCGAAUGCAAUGCCCUAUUGCGAAUUGCAAAUUACUUCAUCCAAAUGAUGUUAAUGGUCAUUUAAAAAAGGAGCACGUAGUGAAAGUAUUCAAAUGUAAUGCCUGCGUUGUUGCUAGCUAUAGCAAUCAAACUAUGAUUAAGCAUCUCAAAACACAUAAUGUAGAAUGCAAAGCCCUCAUAUUUUAUCAGUGCGUAUUGUGCCCUGGAAGGUUGGUGCUACCGGGUCAAAUCGACCAUCAUUUGAAGAGCCAUGUGGAAUGUAACAGUUUUGGUAACGUUUAUCCGUGUUGGACAUGUGGACUAACGUGCAAUGAUAUUUACUCCUUUCUAAAUCACCAUAUAGAAAAGCAUUGUAAUACUGAUGCAAUUAAAAAAAUGUUCGAAUCAGCAGCGUCGCUGUUUGCAAGUUCAACAUCUAAAAGAAUAUAUCGUGUAGUUAAAAGAUGCGAUAGAUGCUUAAGAAGCUUUACAUACAAAUGUAAAUAUGAUGAAAUUCAGGUUCUUCCAGACGAAUGCCCUUUUAAAUGUACGUUGGAACCGUCAACAAGUGGUCCAACUGAAACUAUACAGAGCCCCAUUCUAAUUGAGAAAAAAAUUAAAUGCCCAUCUUGUACAAUGGCCAUAAGUGAGGAUUGGGAAGAUAUUAAACAUCAUUUUAAUGAAUUUCACAAAAAUCAACGCUGUAUAGAUAUUAAAAUAAUUUUGAAAAGAUUAAAAAGCAACCAAAUCAAUACAAUUACCAAAAAGAAGCGAAAUCGAAAAUCUAGAAAAAGUAUAGGCUCAAAACAAGAUCCUGCAAUUAAUACUAAAGAUAUAACGACAACAUCACCUACAUCCAAUAGGAACCAAUAUGAUUGUCUUAAUUGUGAGUAUUCUGGAAAAGACAAAAAAUCUUUUGAAACGCAUAUUCUACAACACAGAGAUCCAUGCAUGGCAUAUCAGUGCAUGGAAUGUGGAAAAUGUUUCGUUGUAAAGCCGUCAUUUUCCACACAUAUACUCCUAGAGCAUAACGUGACAGAUGUUGAUAAAUAUAUUCAACAAAAACAAUGUUACAAUGAAAAUGCGCUAGAUAAAUAUCAACACAAUUCUGAUGCAAUCAUUGAACCGUUGCGUGAAAAUCAAUGUCGCAUUUGUAGAGACCAGUUUGAUAAUUUAGAUGAUUUAGAUAAACAUUUCAGGGUGCAUGGUAUGGCUUUUAUAUUCAAUAAAACAUCUAACAAAAGUCCGUAAAAGUAAAAUAACAUUCGUUAAAUAAAUUUAUGUAAAAAAUGGUGUAGUAAAUAUAUAAAAAAAAUUAAAAAUACCAACUUGUUAUGUUUUUGAUAAUGUAAGAUGGUAAUAAUAAGUAUUUAAUAUAGUUAAGUAUACCUUUAAUACUUAGCUAAUUUAAAAGUAAUUGUUCUUAAGUUUAGUUUUAAUCUUAUAAUAAUAUUAGUUUAUAAUCAUUUUAUGUUAUUGUCAAAACUACCGAAGGUGUGGAUUCCACUCUUAAAAUUAGAUUUAUAUUUAUUCCGAUUUAUCUCUCCCUAGUCUACAUUUUUAUUGAAGCAAUGUCAAUGCAAAUCUUUGGCCUCCUUUUCGUCUAGGCAUUUAUGGAUCUAAAUACGAUUUUGUUAAAUAUACAAAUUAUUCUCACUCGUAAAACCCUGAAGUAAUGUGAUGUAGCUAGUUAAACAUAUUCAGAAUAGGUAAGUUAAAAUGUUAUUAUUUGUUGAUUACAAUAAAACGAAAAAGGUUUCACUAGAAUAUGUAUGUACAUGUGCAUUGUGUAUAUGGUAUGAUAUCAUUUUAUUAACCCCUACAACUAAGCAAAAUUUGUUCAGUUGGACUGUUGUCCACUUGUUUGAAUGACAUUUUCUUGUCCAUCAGACUAUUUCACCAAUUUCUUUGUGUGGUAAAAUUAUUUAGAUUUCUUUGUUUAUAUCAUAUAUUAUGUUUUACUGCAUAUGUCACGAAUACAUUGUAUUAAUUGAGAUAAUAUGGAUUGAGAUAUGUUUUAUGACUUUAUUACUAAGUAGGUAGGUACUAGUCUAUGGUAGGUACUUAGAAAUCCCGUAUGAUUGAACACUGGCAAUAUAUUGCCGGUGCUCAGCAUUACGGGAUUUCUCAUUGUGUUAACACAAAUAAACUCUUUUUUUUAUUAUUCAUAUCGUCUCAUUUCAGGCUUUUUAUAAAAUAAAAAGAUACAUAAUUUCCUUU
Amyelois transitella is the source of this 3259-nucleotide messenger RNA. RefSeq names its product zinc finger protein 592. The record is from RefSeq and is a predicted model, not a curated record. Lineage: Eukaryota; Metazoa; Arthropoda; Insecta; Lepidoptera; Pyralidae. Bases 368 to 2290 code for a protein of 640 amino acids. The transcript has 3 exons.